AGCUCUGGCUCAAACCGAACCGGGAAGAUUUGAGAAGUGUUUAUGGGUCAUGGCCGUGGCUGGGGCCCCUCGGCUCCUGGCCUCUGGCCUUUUGGCUGUUCUGCCUCUCUGGGCGUGUGACGUUGGUGACACUAGUGAACCUGGUCUGCAACAUCUGGAACUGCUCCAGCAACAGCUGAGACUUCUCGCUGGCGCUCGGCACCCGGAGGCCUUGCCCUUGACAUGGGUCCACUUUCCGAAGGCUGGGAGCAGCUUCCUCAACGUCUUGGUCCACACACCAGGCUUUUGCCCAGGAGUUCCUCUUACUGUAUCUAUUGACGAGGACAGUUUUGGUUGCCGUUUCGCCACCAAUUUCUUUAACGCCUGCCCGGACCUCUGUGACCCUGCAAGCGUGCGCUGCCAGGCCAGUCCACAUGAGUGCAUUGGCAGCAGGUACCCAGAGCUUGAAGGUCACAUGGUGGGCUUGUUUCGCCAGCCCGAGCAGCGAAUCCUCUCUGCGUAUCAUGACGAAGCACGCACAUGGAUGGUUCUGGGCACCGAUUGCACGCACCAGAACAGCACGAAGCCGCCUGCGCCGAUCUUUGCCCGCUACUUCGCGGGGACCGUGGCGUACCAGCUGGUGGGAGAGGGGCUCCUGAACUAUGGAGGUGGCCAUCACUGGCUCCCCGGCCUAUUGGACAUCCCGGAGCGAACGGUGGAGAUGGCUGAGGAGGCUGUGCGGAGGCUUCAAGGCUUCGCGUUUGUCGGGAUCACGGAGGAGUGGGAUUUGUCCAUCUGCCUCUUCCGCAAGAUCUUUGGCGGCCCCUGCCACGCUUUGGAUUUCAGCAACACCCGGAGCUCCUUUCCCGGAAAACAAGCGGAGGACUUCUACGACACUGCUCCCUUGGAGGGCUUCCAAGAUGAAAUCGACCGCAUCGUUUACCAGGAAGCCCUAAGGAUCUUCAGACAAGACUUGCUCCAACACAAUGUCUCCAUGGACUCCUGUCACGACUGCUUCGCGCAAGCUGGGCGCCAUUGAACGCCCAAUGAACGAUGAUUGCCUCAGUGGGCGCCUUGUCCUCGCUCAUUCUGGACAUCUGCAGAGAUUUGUAGAGAUGUGCAGCAAAGAGGCAAGCCAUCGGCUUUGCGGGCCUCGGUCGCUCCUUCUGGAGAAUGUUAAACUGCAUGAGAUUGACGCUUCAACUUCUGUUGUUGAACUCUUGAGAACUCUUAAGGGCUCGGAGCCUCCCGGCACCCUGCCUCCUCAGUGGAGCGCACUGGAACAUGGUGGAACCAUGUAACCUGAUGUGCGGAAGUUGGAGUCUGCAGAUUAUAAC
This is a messenger RNA of Effrenium voratum, 1316 nucleotides long. The record is from the annotation of a GenBank genome assembly. NCBI's taxonomy places the organism in Eukaryota, Dinophyceae, Suessiales, Symbiodiniaceae.